AUGGAGGAGUUGCACAUUUACAACAACUCAUGGGAUGAAAGUUUUAAUGACACCAACAUCAGUAACAACAAUUAUCAAAACUCAUCCUACGUGUUUGGCUGCUUUGGAGGCAGUGAAGGCUUCAUUUUUUAUGUUUUUACAUGGAUCAUCAUCUGCGUCGGCCUUCCUCUGAUCGUACUGGCUAUCUACUCACUGUGUUCUAUGGUCAGAAAGGAUCACGGUGCUCCAGUCUAUGUCAUCAACCUCCUCAUUUCUGACAUCAUUCAACUAAUUUGCAUGAUUGGUUGGGUGACAAACAGCUGCAACCUUAUGUUCCUUUAUAUUUACAAUCAUGGUCUGUUGUCCAGUGUUGGCUUCAUGGUGUGUAUCUCCCUAGAAAGGUAUCUGGUCAUCGUCUGGCCGCUGUGGUACAGAUUCAGAAGAAACAUCAAGACCUCUGUGGUGGUCUGUGUCCUAGUCUGGAUCCUUCCUCUUGUUUAUGUCCUUCCAUGCCAUUUUAUGGUUGAUUUUCAGGUCACAAAAUACAUCUCUGCCAUCUACCACCUCGUGCCCCUCCCUCUGUUCAUCUUCUUCCUGGGUGGGACUCUUAAAGCCCUGUCUGCAUCCAUCAGUGUCUCCUCUGAUGAAAAACGAAGAAUUGUGGCAGUUUUGGUCGUAGUGCUGCUUAUUUACACACUGCUGUUUCUGCCCAGAGUCAUUUUGUUACUGGCAGAUGGAAUAAUGAGCGCUCAUUUCUGGAUUUUAUCUGACAUUGUUCUUGAGUUGAGUCCUCUUGCAGACUUGAUUUUGUACAUUUUCAUGAGGAAAGGAACCACAGACAAGAUUUUGGCCUCACUGUGUUGUUGCAGAAUGCAGCUCCAGGAAUCAUCAGAUGAACAGCAUGAACAGCAGACAGCAUGUACACAGUCAGCUUCAUGUAGGCAGGAAGUAGAAGUUUUAGUUUAGUUGUUGCAGUAGGAGGCAGUAGCCAGCAGGUGGUGCUGCUGUCAUUUCUGACAAUGUGGAUUACAGAAAUGGACCUCCGAGUGCUGUUAAAUCAA
Molecule: messenger RNA, 1040 nt
Organism: Mugil cephalus (flathead mullet)
Lineage: Eukaryota; Metazoa; Chordata; Actinopteri; Mugiliformes; Mugilidae
Product: G-protein coupled receptor 4-like
Exons: 3
Coding region: 1-945 (314 amino acids)
Biological process (GO): positive regulation of Rho protein signal transduction; phospholipase C-activating G protein-coupled receptor signaling pathway
Cellular component (GO): membrane
Molecular function (GO): G protein-coupled receptor activity
Source: RefSeq, a predicted model, not a curated record